Molecule: messenger RNA, 1623 nt
Organism: Eimeria acervulina
Lineage: Eukaryota; Apicomplexa; Conoidasida; Eucoccidiorida; Eimeriidae
Exons: 7
Coding region: 1-1623 (540 amino acids)
Source: RefSeq, a predicted model, not a curated record
AUGCAGCCAUCGUGUAGCAGAACGGUGCUCCGUCACAAGCAUCAGGGGGUGAAUGCAACAGCCUCAGCAGCGGCAGCAUCUGAAAAGAAGUUACGUGAACUUGAGGGGGUGUUACGGCACCGCGAGGAUUUGAUUCGUUCGCUUGAAGGGGCCGUUGCUCAGCGAGACUCUGCCUUAUCGUUUGUGUUGAAGGAGAAAUUUCAUCUCUCCAAAGCGAUUGUUGCAUCUCGUGCUGCGGCUUGUCAAUCUUCAGCUGGGGAGAGCUGCAGCAGCAGCAGCAGCAGCAGCAACUGCAGCAACAGCAGCAGCAACGGCAGCAGCAGCACCAGCCAACCAAAGGCGCCAUCAAAACCGGGAGGAGUUUCUUUUGCUCUCCCUGCUGCAACUAUGCUUGUGCACGAGCAUGACGCGUUUCCUGCUUCUUCUGAGGGCUGCAGCAGCAACUCUGAGCAGACACGUGAGUGUGGAGAUGAUGCUUGCGAGUCAAAUAAAGAGGCUGCAACAGGAGAACUCAGCAGCACUUCAACAGACGGGGAGGUGCGCGCAUUGCAGCAAGCGGGAAACGCUUCGCUGGAGGAGUUAAAAACUCAAAAGAGGGAGCCUCAACUCGCAGCACCAAGUGAAUCAGAUGAGGGAAAGCAAACAAAUACAUCCGUCAGGACAGAAGGGUCCUUGCAGGCUGCCAAUCUUCAUGCGAACCCAUCUGCUGCUGAUGAGGGUGAUUCUAUCAGGGGAGAUCGACAGAAGCCUUCAUUUGGAGAGUCUGAAUUGAAAGUUUCAGCUAGCAAUACAGACGAAAAGGAGUUCAACGGCAUGCAGACAAAAGAGGCUGCUGCACAUCUCGUCACUGAAGGCAAAGGCGAUCUGCACUGCUGCAGAGAAAUGAAACCCCCUGUGCAUUCCAAGGCUUUGCUGGCAGACGCUGCUGCCUACCUCGGGUCAAAUGGGUGGCGGCUCAGCAAAAACUGUCUCGUGAAGUUGAAGGACAAUGGAGGCCUCUCGUCUACAGCAGAUGCAGAGGGGUUCCCUUCCACCUGCACUUCCUUUGAUGAGGAGGCGCAUGGCCUCUCUGAGCAGCAUGGGAGUGAGAAGGCGUCUGCAGGCGGAGGGGAGAAACGUGAGGCGACUUUUUUUUGUGAGGAGGUGAAGAAUGGGGGAGAGGAAGGAGAAAAUGCUGCUUCCAUCCUUCAGCCCAUAGACGCCCGAGAUACGCAAAGCGGCAGCAAGUUCCAGGCGGAGCUCUUUUUCAAGGCGUUGUUGGUUCAAACUCAAGCCAUGAUUGACGCGGAGGCGGAAACCUCUGACGUUCUGGAGAUGCAAGAAGAGUUGUCGACCAAAAUCGACGUGUUGCAGAAUGCAUUCGAAGAGAUUUGCCAAGAGUUAGAUGCCGUCAGAAAAGAAAACAGAGCACUCUCACAUGCGCGCAAGCACGCUGGCAGUUUGAGCGUGGCAUUCACGCCGGAGCGCUCCUAUUCACCAGAUACUUCUCACGAGUUCGCCAUGGUGACUCUAAGAAGAGCUACUGCUGCAUUUUACCAGUGGGCAAGUGCCACCUUUUACAAUAUGAUCCUGGGUGGUGUUGUUCAGAGGGGCAUUAGUAAAUUGUUCGCAGAGGACUUCUGA